AUGUAUAAGAGCUGGAUGGGUAAAACAGAAUCCAAGGCCUCAGAGCCUCACGAGAGCGUCACCCUAUCAGCUCUUGCAAGUCGACGAAGCGGUGCACAAACGCCGACAACUGCGGAGGCUCCUCUUGCCGACCAGCCGUCCAUACCGAUGGAUGAGUUUGCAGAGGAGCACUACUCGAAGGGCUACCAGUGGCAGUCGCAAAAUAGUCUGGUACAUUUCUCCAUUGAUGAUUGCUCUCACAGUUAA
This is a messenger RNA of Hydatigera taeniaeformis, 246 nucleotides long. Lineage: Eukaryota; Metazoa; Platyhelminthes; Cestoda; Cyclophyllidea; Taeniidae. The record is from the annotation of a GenBank genome assembly.